CAAUAACAUUUGAUUAUGAACUCAGUAUCGUCGAAACCGUCGGAGUAUCUACUCAAACAAGCUCUUAUCAUGUUUUUAAAUGAAAACUAUGUAAAUACAAGUGGCAACGAAAAUAUUUCUAAUACUAAAGAAGAUGACAAAGAAGUUAUACAAAAAAAUUAUGAAGAAAGUGAUGUGGAUGUUGUUGAAGUUACAAUUAGAGCUAAAAGAAAUAGUGCUAAAAAGUUUAGAGACUCGUUUAAGAGAUCUUUUUCGUUGAUGAGAUCAAAAUCUUCUGAUAACACGAAAAAUGAGGUUGGGAAGAACUUUGGAACUGCGAGAAGAGCUAUUUCUGCUUCACCGCCUAAUAUGAGUCCAGUUUUGACUGAGAGGCCAAAUUUAGCACCUUUGGUAGUUGAAGAUCCGCCAAGUAGCGAUAAUGGAAGCGAUCUGGAAGAUUUAAGACAACAUAACGACCCCGCGCUCCUCAAUGGGUCUUCAGGCAACUUUGGGAGCGCGGGGGCACGCUCAGCCCCAAGUACGCCCCAAGGAUUGCUCGGGACGUCUUCAGGAACGUUUACAGACCAUCUAUCUCAACCAUCUAGUCCAGGAUACAUAACUCCGUCUAUUCAAAGAAGUCCCAGUCAUAGUUUGUUUGGAAAAUACGAUAAAGGAACGUUAAAACAAUUAUCUUCUUCAACGCCAGCGAUGACGGCUCAAGCUCAAUCUCCAGAGCCACCGAGUCCAAAAACUACAUCAUCUAAAGAAGAAAAACAUCAUACAACUUCAAAAGGGAGACAAAAAAAGUUUCAUCGACAUUUUCCUAUGGUGGAUAUCGAUGAGAAAGUACUUAAUCAUUAUUCUUGUGCCCUUUUGGGCGACAUUCUCCUCCAAGGGCAAUUAUAUAUCACCAACAACUACUUCGCCUUUUACUCGAACGUUUUUGGUUACGUCACGAAACUUUUAAUCCCGAUGCUUUCCGUUGAAAAGCUCACUAAAGAGAAAACAGCAAAAAUCAUACCGAAUGCUGUUGGAAUCACCACAGCCGAAGAUAAACACGUUUUUGGAAGUUUAAUGUCUCGUGAUAGCACAUUUAGAUAUAUGAUUACCGUUUGGGAGAGAGCUAGGAAUGCUCAACAGCUUUUAGAACCAGAAAUACUUCCCAUUGAACAUAAUUCAGAUAGCGAUAGCAGUGAAACUCGGGAAGAAAGCGGGCGAGAAUCCGCAGCCUCUGAAAUAAACGCUCGAUUUACAAAGUGUAUCAUAAAAACGGAAAUAAGAAAAUCGAUCGAUUGCGUUGAUAACCCAUCGAUGCUCAUUAAUAAGAAGUUAUCAGAAGAAGCAGGAAUUACGACGUAUUUCUCAAAACAACGGCUCCUCAUUUUCGCGAGCACCUUAAUUUUGGUUCUUUUAUUUUUUUCCGCCGCAAUUUUGUUGUAUAGAAUAGGAAGAAUCCAGCAGAGGUACUCCUUGGCUUUACAAGAUUACCUUUCAAUUCCACAAAACGAAGACGUUUACAGCGAGAUUUUAAACUGGCAAACGCAUCUUCAUUCAAAAUCAGCCGGGGCGGUGCAUAGCUUUUUAGAUACAAAUUUGGAUCAAAUCGCAAAGGUUCGACAAUCUUUGGAGGCCCUUUCAACUUUAUUAAUGCCAAACGAUAGCAACGUGAAUCAUAGUGUGCAAUCAACGCAAGAUCAACAAGAAAGUUAGCUGAAUUAAUGGAAAGACUGAUGGAGAAUUAAAAUGAAUGGAGAGGCAGAACAAAUAUUAACACACACCAAAAGAUAUAGCCAAAAAAAUAAUAAUAAGAAGAUUAAAAAUUAAAAAAAAAGAAAAACUGCAAGUUCCUUUUACAAAAUAGAUGUCCUCAUGCUGCAGUAUUAAGACACAUUUUAACACUUUUCGGUCGUGUUUCAAAAAUGAUUUUUAAAAGUGUGAUUUUUACGAAGUUAAAACAUUCCUCGGGUGUGCUAAUGAAUGCUAUUUUUUAAAAAUUUCUUUAAAAUAACUAAAACGGGCGGAAAUAGACUAAAAUUGUGCCAUGUCAAUUAAUUUCGAUUUCUUACAUUUUAAAACGACGAAAUGGUAACAAACUUGGAAUAAAUCUGGAAUAAACAAAUAUAAUCUAUUAAAAUAAGAAGUAACCCAACCCAAGAUUCAAGAAAGAAGAAACGCAUUUAAAAAAAAAUAGAUUAAUUUUAAUUUUUUUUUAAUGGACAGAAAGAAUUGAUUUAUUUAAUUUAUUUUUCUUUGAAUUUUCUUAUUGCUUUACGGCUAAUAAUGAGAUGUUUAGAUAUUUAAAAUCAUCUAGACAUAACGUGGUUUCAAAUUGAAAUAUAACGUAGUGUACGCCUAAUAAUAGGGUGGGCUUUCGAAUGAGAAUUGAACGGAAUUAAAACAACUUCAUUUCCAUCAAUUAGCGUUCGGAAGCUUUCAUUUUAAUUUACCUGCACUGUGCUGGGUAUUUACACCCCGGCUGUUAGAACUUCUUAAACGUUUACAUGCUUAUAUACGAAAUAAAAAUGAAAAAGGAAAAGUUAUUAAUAAAAAAUAAAUAAAAACGUAUAAAGCAUGUUGUGGUAAAUUACGAUUAAAAAGUGUAAUAGUUUCCUCUAUUCCUAUACGUAUCGUUAUUAUUAUUAAUCAAUGGUUUUUUAUAUAGCGAGUUUUAUUGGUGUAUAAAUUUGUAUAGUUUAUUUAUUGUUUUUUAUUUUAAUUUGUACUGUUUUUUCUUGAAGAUGUUUGUUACUUUGUACUUUAUAGGACAACUGUGAUACUUUAAUUUUCAUUUUAUGUUUUAUUAAACGAUCUUAGAAUCCAA
Messenger RNA from Onthophagus taurus, 2800 nucleotides. Its product is annotated as GRAM domain-containing protein 2A. Gene Ontology annotation, cellular component: endoplasmic reticulum membrane; plasma membrane; endoplasmic reticulum-plasma membrane contact site. NCBI's taxonomy places the organism in Eukaryota, Metazoa, Arthropoda, Insecta, Coleoptera, Scarabaeidae. The record is from RefSeq and is a predicted model, not a curated record. Gene Ontology annotation, molecular function: sterol transfer activity; sterol binding. Gene Ontology annotation, biological process: intracellular sterol transport.